AUGAGGGCCGCAGCCGCUGAUCUCUGGGUCACCCAGUGCAAGGGGCAUGCAAUAAACACCAGGCAGGCGCUGGUAACCUCUACACUCAUCCUGGGCUUAGCAGGGGUCUGGGGCCCUGAGACACGGAGUGUGAGGCGGGAUUGUGGUAAUGUCAGGACUGGGCAGGGCCAGGGGUCAGGAAAGAAGGGGGUCUCGGGUGGCCUCGGGAGCUGUGAGAGCAGUGCCGGCCGGCCAGCCCAGCUGGCAGCAAGGGCCCCUUUCGUACCCCUGGUGCCCUGGGCUGGACGGGGGAACGGGCUCCCCAGGGGAGGCCCUAAAGAGGGCAAUUCCCUCUGA
Messenger RNA from Rangifer tarandus platyrhynchus (Svalbard reindeer), 336 nucleotides. The record is from the annotation of a GenBank genome assembly. NCBI's taxonomy places the organism in Eukaryota, Metazoa, Chordata, Mammalia, Artiodactyla, Cervidae.